Molecule: messenger RNA, 8026 nt
Organism: Monomorium pharaonis (pharaoh ant)
Lineage: Eukaryota; Metazoa; Arthropoda; Insecta; Hymenoptera; Formicidae
Exons: 8
Coding region: 24-7823 (2599 amino acids)
Source: RefSeq, a predicted model, not a curated record
UAAGAAAUAUAAAAAAUAAAAAUAUGGAACGUAAGAAAGAGACAGCAUCCGAUUUGAAAAGAUCUAAAGCAAGAUCAUUCAAGACGAAAAUAGGACAGCCUGCUGAAUGCAAUAACAUAGUUUCAAUCGAAACUGUCAACACUAUCGGAGAUGUUACAAAAUAUGUGAAAAUGAUCAAGGACGAUGCGCCGAGUAGUGACGAGUUUGAUAAAGAUCUGGAGGAAGAAUAUCGAAACUUGAACGAUAUGCUCGAUUUACCGAAUGACACUUACUCUUUUAGUAAAAUUACAACAAUGUUACCCUUGUGCGACAAAUAUGAAGUUUAUUCCGGUUCAAUUCACUCACACAUGCCGUAUUUUUCACCAUUAUCCAGAGGUUAUCAGGGUGGCGCUAUAGCGAUUGCAGCUUUUGCCACGACUGCGAUUCACAAAUCUCGCUGCUGGAACGAGACGGUGAUCGAUCAAAUCGUCGAGGACGGCGACACUUUUUACUGCGAGUCCUACAAAGACGUGAACACCGACGAUCGUCGGACAAUGACCGUCCUUGACUUGAAAAGGACUCUUUUCCUACAAAAAAAGUUUAAUGUAAAAGUCUGGAUCGAGGAUCCGGCAUACGCCGGGAAAUUCCGUUCUUGUAAUCCGACAGAGCUUCAUCUGGCGAAAGCGUUGGAGCUAUUUUUUGAGCGACACAACGCCGGAAUCUUGACCUCGCCGGUACUCAAUAUAGCGAUCUGGAAAGACUCGAAAUAUUACAAUAUAUUUGAUGGUCAGGCACGACGAAAAAGUGGCGAGCCCGCAGCGGACAGGGUUAGCGGAUCGGCUAAAUUGUUUCUCAUGAAAGACUUGAUGGGGUUACUGUACAUCAUUCUCGAAAAGAGUAACGUGCAAAAUGAAUCCUUUGUGAUUUACCCCAUAUACAUCAGCAACGUCGAGACAGUUUCUUCGGAAGAUGCCGCGGAGGUCGUAAAGCCACUCGGGAAGGCACGAAGGAGACCAAGCGGAUAUAAAAUUUGUCAGGAAUCUCGAGCUGUGAUACAGGGAUCUUAUCAUCUAAAGCAUCCCGCCAUUCCGGAAGCGUUGCGAGGUAAGGGACACCUUAUUGUAGCCGUGGCGGCCUUGAUAUAUUCCCGGCUAAUCAGUGCCAACGAGUGGACAUCCGCUUUGCUUGACCUGAUCUUCAAUCAGUCCAAUAUCUACUUGAUCGAUCUAGUCAGAGUUCUGGAAAAGAAGCUUGACGACGAAUUCGAACUUCACUUGAAUGAUUUGUUGAGCGAUAUUAUCCUUGGAGUGUAUUCCGCCAAAGUAAAGAUAGAUGCAAAUGUAAUACCAAGUCAAGCGCAGAAAGAUAAGAUUACUAUUGGCAAUGGCAUAAAAGAGUUCUUUGAGAAGCAAGAAAUUGGAAUACUUGAGAUCAAGAAGAUCUUUUAUGCAAUCUGGAAGGAUGGUAAAGCGUACUACUUCCUCGAUCCGUUCGCUUGUGACAACGAGGGUUUUAGAAUCGAUUACAGUGACAGGAAACGUACAACAGGUGAUACUAUUAGAGAUGCUGCUUGUGUGACCAUGAAUAGCAGCGUAAAUGAGGUGGUAGAGACGGUGCUGGAGAAUACCGGCAACGAGGAGACGGAUCCUUUCCUAAUACACGGAGUCAAGGUGCUCUAUGUCAAGACGGGAGUGACGCCAGAUAGUCCGCUCGAAAAAGUGAUUUAUCGAGAGAGUGGUACAAACCGUAGACCACAAGCUCCAUCGCCACCGGCACCGAUAGAUGCGAGAGUAAAAACUGAUCUGAUAGAUGUGAUUCCACGCUUACAAUUAGAUUUGCGUAAAUUUAUAGAAGUAUCUAUUCAAUAUCCAGAGAUUAUGCAAAACAUAGAACAAUACAUGAUGAGGGCUGACGAAUCAGUAACCAUUCUAACACCCCUAGAAAAAGAUAAGAAAACAAAAAAAAUAGAAGAAAUAAAUGUAGAUGAAGAAGAUGAAGAUGUUGAAAAUGAAGAUGUUGAAGAUGAAGAUGCAGAAGAUGAAGAUGCAGAAGAUGAAGAUGCAGAAGAUGAAGAUGCAAAAGAUGAAGAUGCAGAAGAUAAAGAUGCAGAAGAUGAAGAUGCAGAAGAUGAAGAUGUUGAAAAUGAAGAUGUGAAAGAUGAAUAUGUUGAAAAUGAAGAUGUCGAAAUUGAAGAUGUGGAAGAUGAAUAUGUUGAAGAUGAAGAUGUUGAAGAUGAAGAUGCAGAAGAUGAAGAUGCAGAAGAUGAAGAUGCAGAAGAUGAAGAUGCAGAAGAUAAAGAUGCAGAAGAUAAAGAUGCAGAAGAUGAAGAUGUUGAAAAUGAAGAUGUGAAAGAUGAAUAUGUUGAAAAUGAAGAUGUCGAAAUUGAAGAUGUGGAAGAUGAAUAUGUUGAAGAUGAAGAUGUUGAAGAUGAAGAUGUUGAAGAUGAAGAUGUUGAAGAUGAAGAUGUUGAAGAUGAAGAUGUUGAAGAUGAAGAUGUUGAAGAUGAAGAUGUUGAAGAAGAGGAUAUGGGAUAUAAAAUUAUAAACAACCAUCGUAUUUUCGUUCGCGGCAGCAAGACUUGUAUGAGCCCCGAUUAUCGUCUGCAAUCACAAGGUAGACAAGGAUUAAUAAUUGGGUUGACUACAUUGACAUAUAGAAAAUUAAAGGAUCCAACUAAUUGGCUAAGCACAGACGUGGAUCAAAUUCUUAAUAUCGGCAACAAGAGUUACGAACAAAUUAUAACAUGGAUCAAACAAGGCCGACCGGAAAUAAAAGACGAAGAAGAAGAGGAGGAAGGAGAAGAAGAAGAAGAAGAGGAAAAAGAAAUUGUUCGUGAAGUAGCACGCGCUCCAAGUCACUUAGAUAUUUCUCUUUUACCUCCCAGACUGAAAUUAGCCGAAAACGACGUUUUUUUCAAGACAAAGAAGAACGUCGUUGAAGGUGACGCAAAUCCUUUGGCUAAUCUCGCGGAGGCCCUCGAACGUUACUUCGAACAUUAUCCCGAAAUGAUAUUGGAAAACAACAAAUUAAUGUACGCCAUUUGGAGAGAAAAUGGAAAUUUUUUUCUGUUUAAUCCUUAUGGUAGCGAUACAGAAGGAUGGCGUCUUUGGAACUACACAGCUUGCUUCAUUGUAAUGGACAGUCUCAACGAAUUGGUCAAUCUUCUAUAUGGCAUUUUAGAAUACAACGAUCCACGUUUCUCACUUCAUUUCGUAGCUCUAGACGCAAUAAAGGGAAAGUACAAGUCACCCAUAGAAAUCGUAAUCCCGGAUGACCAAAUAACAAAAAAAUUCCAAACAAAAUUUCUACCAAUUACUGAUGAAGAUUUACUAAAACUCGAAGAGAAGAAGCCGGAUGUCGCCGAUAUGGAAGUGACGAAGGAGUUUGCUGGAGAUAAAGAAGAAGUCUUAAAGGAGGAAGAAGAAGAAGAGGAAGAGGAAGAAUUGGAAGAAUAUAAAGAUCCCGUGUUGCCGGUCGAGGAAUCUUUGCAGCCCGAUGCACCUUACCGCUUAAACUUGGCUCUCUUGACUUCCACAGUAAAGAUCCAAGAUCCGACUGAAGAAGAGCUGAAUGGUUUGAAUGAGGAGAUAAUAAUGGAAAAGAUGAAGUAUGAUCAUCCGCCGCCGUACGUGGUGCCUCCAAGGAAAACGUUUCGUAUUUUGCUAGAAGCAAAAUUGGCGAAUAGAUCAAUCCCGUCUCUUGUAUCAAGAUUCUCGAUAGACUCCAGACUAGAAAUAAAAAAAAGCGAUGUCCCGGUGGAAUCUACUUCAAUCGCGAUCGUGCCGUUGCUUCGAGACAUAAAACCAUCAAAGAUCAUCAAGCUAUCUUUGAGGAAGUACUUGUACUCGAGAUUACCACCGAUCCGCAUGGUGCCUUUAAGAGCUAUCGACGAGAGUUACAUUCAAGAUAAAGAAGUCGAUAAAACGAUUGACAAGAAAUAUCUUGAACGGGAGAAACUGGACAAAAAGGAAGAAUACAACAUGUUAGAAAAAUUACCGAUAGCAUCUUAUGCUGCAAAACCAGAAGUAAUACCAGUUGGACCGGUAAUUAAGACUCCCUUUUUAAUAAAACGUCUGACAUAUCCUGAUGAACGGAAACGAAAGGGCGUAUCAACGACGGAAAAAGCAGCCAUCACUGUCAAAAAGGAUCUUUGCGAUGAGCCUUUAAACGAAAAAGAUGAUAAGAUUGAAAAAACGCAAAAAACUAUAAUUAGUGCCAAGAAUAACAAAAAAGAAGUUGUUUCGUCACCGAAAGUUGUUGGUUUCCAAGUAAUUUUAAAAUAUAAUAUUAGAUACUCUAGAAUCGCUUAUCACAUCCGAUUGUACAAACAAAACAUCUUAAAUACACAAUUUAAAUAUUAUUUUAAGGUAGUGGAUGAAGAUUUAGAAAUAAUACGAGGCAAUCUAAGGCUGCUAGAUCGCGCAAGAAUCGAAACUUCUUAUUUCAAGCCCUGCUACAUCGCGGCUAUAGUUUGCAUUCUAAUCAAAAUCAAGAAAGAUGCAGAUCGUUUUAGCGAUAGAAUUCUGGAUCAAGUAAUUCUUUUUACCGAAUCUCUUAAUGAAUUUAUUGGUAGAUUGCAAUACGAUGGAUAUAGGACAUUUGAUAACCUGGAGAUCUUUGACACAAAUUUCAAUAUUAUUCUGAAAGAAGUUAUUUCCGCCGAUCCCGAGAGAUCUCCAUCCGACGAGCUUGAUAUAGUCGUUAGUAAAUUUCUAGAAAAAAAUCAGACUGGUAUAUUGGUGUUGUUAAAUUGCGCCUACGCAAUUUGGAUGGCGGAUGAUAGAUAUUAUCUUUUCGAUCCUUAUCCUUGCGACGAGAGGGGGAACGCCAACGAGGAAGGUUACUGUUGUCUUAUGAGAUUCCGCGAUUUGAGAUCCAUGCUCGAUAGAAUUAAAGAGAACGCCGGCGAAACUGCGAAAAAAUCUUUCCGUCUCUACACCAUAGUGAUCGCUUAUAUGGAAGUAGACCCAAGCUUAUAUGGAAGUAGAUCUAAACGGAAACGAAAGAAAGGUGUCAAGCGUCGCAUAAGGUUAAAAGACCCAUCAGAAGAGUCGAUUCUUAGCGAAACGGAACGGGACAUGAGUCGGCCGGCAGUCGAGGCGGAAAUAUCUCUGAUCGAAUUAGCCGAGUGGGUUACUUCGCAUGCAGAAUUGGAUCUGUAUCGUGACGGCGCGGCAACCGGUUUCACACCGAUGCGGAACUACGAGGCUUCGAUGCUCGAGGUAAGCGUUUUGGAGGACGACAUCACGACGCCUACGUUGGAGCCUACAUCGACGAGCCUUCAGGGUCGCGAGGAAAUGGCGGAGGUGAAAACAGUAUCGUUCGGCAGGAUAUUUCGUAACCAUUCGUCCGUAGCGAUCCCCAUCGAUCUUUGCAUCAUGGCAUGGUCGUUGAUAUACGAUCCUGCGUCUUGGUCGGAACGCACUGUCAAUGGUUUGAUCGAAGCUGCCUUCGAUUGCGCCUUCGACAACGUCCUGGCAAGCGAGGACACUUCCGUGAGUGACAUGAUCGAUGCGGUGCUGCCGGAAUUCGAGGUAGCGGAUUAUGCAUUCCGGGUGGAAUUCGCGCCACUGCACCACGGCAUCCUGUACGCCACGGAGGGAUGGAAUCUCGCGAUGACCCUGGAGAAGAUAUUAGAGAUGACGACCUACACCGGCGCGAUCAUCGUCUGCGAUGACGCUCACGUGGGCGUCAUAAAACACGGCAAGAAUUAUUUUGCCUGGUGGACGGUCGCGGGGACGAAAAGCCUGAGAAUGAUCGCGUCUAGCAACUUAGGCGAUUUUCUUAAACUGAUCGUUAAGGUGAUCGAUGUGCCAGAGGAGAUUGAAUUCACGGUGAGAGUGGUUACCAUAUCCUAUGCUCGAAAAAUGGAUCCAGAUUACAGUGAUAUCAAGGGCCUUCACGAGCCGAGAAUGACGACGGUGUCGCUGCCAGAGAUUCACCGGAAAGAGAUUUCGAAGUCUUCCGAGGCGAUCUUCAAGACGACCGCAAAGAAACCGAUUUUUAUACUCGGAACAGUAGCUCUUCGUGAUCGCGACAGUCUGCAGGAGCCGCGGACAAAGCGUUGCUAUUUUGUCGCGUUACUGGCGGUCGUGAUAAAGAGGGACAUCGUUCAGUCACCACUUCCCGCCAUGAUCGACAGAGUCCUCGAAGUGGCGGAAAAUUUGUACAGAGGGUUCCCCGAAUCGAAAUUUCACGCAGAGCAUAUCUUGCGAAAUGUCCCGCUGAUGAACAGACUAUUUAAUCUUCGUGAUUGCGCGCUACCUUUGGUCGUGUUGACGACGAAUUCUCACACCGGUAGAAAAGAUUUUUACGUGCAGGUAAAACAUCAUCUGAAACGCUACUUUAAAAUGCAUACAAGCGGCAUACUGCAUUUUACCAAUUGCUGCUACGGCUUUUGGUACUCGAGAGCGACAAAGUGCUACUACUAUUUAGAUCCUUAUCGGUGUGACUGGAGAGGCAGAAAGACUUCCGUUACCGGCAAGGCCUGCCUGUGCAUCUUCUCUUCCGUGCGUCAAAUGGUGAAGCACAUGUGUCUUAAUCAGUACGAAACCACAACCGGAUUCUUUAUCCACAGAAUACACGUCACUUCCAUCGACGCGUCACCGUUCGAGAAGUUCCAGGAAGAUCCGAUGUGGGUCUAUCUGGACUAUCACUGGAACUUUGCGCAUUCGAUUAUGAAAUCGCGUAAGAAAGCGAAAGGCGGCGACCGAUCGGAUCCGUUAAAGAUCGAUCGUCGUUUUUGGAAGAACUACGCGAUUGAGGUGAUCGGUUUGAUUUAUUCCGUUUGGGGCACAAUCGGCGCGUACGAUCAUCGGUUUGGCGAACGAGCUGGAAAAAACCGCACCGCUAUUUGCGUAGCUGUCCUGGCCAUGCAGAAUCUUUGUCAUCCUUCGCGGUGGAAUCCGGCCGUCCUGGACUCGGCCGUGAUCUGCGGGGACUCCUACUAUACGGAGAGCUUGAAGAGUUUAAUGCGGAAAUGUUCAAAGUGCGAGAACAGGUUCGGCUUGCGGACCUCCUUCAGGAUAUUCCCACACUCGUGGACUAUAGACUUUGGCACGAGCGUGUACGGAAUUCUGUACGGCAAUCAAAACGAAUCAACGUUGACCGACGCGUUAAUAUCGGCCUUUGAGGAAGCCCAUAACGUCGUCAUUGAGUGUAAUGGGAUCACCUUGGCGGCAUUGGCAACCAAGGACGCUUAUUAUGUCGCUGAUCCCUGCUGGAUCGGACCGCCGUUGUUCGCGAGAAAUCGCGGUGCGAUUUAUGUUCUGCGUUGCAAAAAUAUAAAUGUUUUAGUAUACGCCAUUACAAAAAUAUUUAACACCAAUCAGAGAAUUGGCGUAUACAUUACGCCAUUGUAUCUCGCGUUUGAUCGUGAAGACUUUGACGCAGAUCUCCGUAUCACGGAAAGAAAGAUUCUUCCAAGAUCCUUGCAGAAGAUUCCGGGAAAGAUUGAAGAUCCCGGUAUACCUAUUCGCGGAGCGUUCACGGUACCCGACGAGGAUUCUUAUUUGCAAUACCAACAGCAUCUUGCUGAGAGCGUUAGCAGAGAUUUCCAAUUGGAGAGUUUACAACUUCAAUGUACGGAACCUACAUUAAAUCCCGAAAAGGCGAACAAUGCGCUCGUGAGCACCAAAUGGCGUCUGAAUCUCGGUAAAGCGCGUUCGCGGAAAAGACCACUCUCGGAUCGUGAUAGAACAAAAGAUGAUCUAUUGGAAUACGCCGAUUCUGUGACCGAUCUAUGCCAGAGGCAAAUUUCUACGAUGGAUUUAAUUUCAGUAAGCGAUCGUUAUUCAAGAUCAGUAGAUUUCAUCAGUGACGAUACUCCAGAUCAUCGAAUGUAGCGAUUUCGACAAGCGCGGAAUAUUCUCGAAAGAACAACAAUAGUUUACUUCAUUGUUUACCCUAGAAAUAAAAGAAGCUCGAAUUAUUGCUGAAAAAGACGUUCAGUUUAGAGCAUUCUGACAAAUCAAGCGAUGUAGUACAAGAAUAAUCCAAAACAAAAUGGAAAUUUUGUGAAUAAAUAAAGAAAAAUUAUUAAAGACGA